AUGGCAGACCCCAACAACAAUGCCAGCGCGAGUCGUGCAGCUGCGCUCGAAACCAGUCGGAGGGAGAAGCGAGCGCUGAACCAAAUCAGCUGCGCUGCGCGGCGCCCCACUUUUGCCCACUCCAUUGCUAACCCGGCCAGAAUGUCAUCGCCUAAAGUUGAAAUGCGACAAGCAAGCGGCGACGAUGCGACUGUCACUGAGCUGCGAGAGCGGCUCAAUAUGCUCGAGGGUUUACUCAUGGAGGUCGCCAACGGGGCACCGCUGCGUGCAGACGUGAUAUCCUCUCUUGUCGGCCGAAGUGCUUCGCCUGACGGAGAGAAGAAAGGCAAGCACUCCGACCGCCCACCACGUCCACCUCGACCUCGCUCGCGCUCACCAACCCCUGAUCGACCUGUCCGCCCUACACGGCGGAGCGCAUCCCCUCGUCGCCCAAGUCCUACUCCUGUCAACGAGCCUAUGGUACAGGAUCUGGCCCAACAUCCCGGUCCUAAUGGGGACUCUGGCCCAAUGCAGGAUUCCGGUCCAUCGUCUGACUUUGCGCCCGGACCGAUGAUCUUCAACUACGACACGCCGGUCGCGUCUGCCUCCGACCGCAGCCAGCCCAGCCCCCUGGUCCAGCCGUACCCACCCCAAUCUCAGUAUCAGUACCCAGCGGAUGAAGUGCAUGGCACCUUGGUCAUUGGCAAAUCGGGCCGCAGCAAGUGGCUUGGCCCAACGGCAGGAACCGAGUGGCUCAAGAAUCAAGAAGAGAGCAAUGAGACACCUCUCCACAGCCCCAGCCCAACACGCCGAAACAUCUCCCUGCUAGGUGUGCCAGAUACCAACACACUCUUCCCAUUUGGCCACGGCUCGAAAGUCACGGCCUCCAUCAAGGAACUCGUGGCCGGGCUCCCACCGGGCGACGAGGCCGGCGUGCUGGUUGAUUCAUACUAUCGCUACUUCACAUGGAAUCAUGAUGUGGCCCCGCGACGCACAUUCCAGCCUGUGCUCGACCACGUCUACGCCACAACUUGGAAUCGCGAUGUGGUGGCCACCGGGUCUGAGCCCAUCAACCCGCAAGCUCUGGCCCUCAUCUUUGCCCUCCUUGCCAUUGGAGCGCAGCAUAACCCAGAUCUCCCGCCCAACGACCCAAGCGCCGACGAGUACCUAGGCCUGUCACAGGCAUGUCUGGUCAAAGGCAACUUUCUGGUUGAAACGACGCUCAUGGGUGUGCAAACUCUAAUUCUCAUGGCACACUACCACUCGGACAGCAGGAAUGGUGACAGUGCGCAAGUGUUUUGGGAGUCGCACACCAUCGACGUCUUUCAAUCGAACUGCUUCAGUCGACCGUUCUCGCUGCGGCCAGAGCACAUCGACACAAAGUUCCCGGCGCAGACUUAUCUGGAUGGACCGACAGGAGCGAAAAGCUUCAAAAUCCUCAAGUACGAGUUGGGACGGCUGUCUGGAGAUGUACUCGAACACGCUAUGGACGUGCGACCAAAGGCUUACUCUUCGGUCGAGGCCCUUUAUGACAGACUCUGCGCGUUCGAGCAACAGAUUCCCUUCCCCCUCCGCUGCCGUACCGCCCUCCUCGCCCUGCCAUCCGUGUACCCCGAUCCAGACGUGGCUGUGCAGGAAAGCCCAUCGGUGAACCGACGCAAUCUGCAUCGCACAUUGCAGCAGUUCACACUCUAUCUCAACAUCUCGGAACAGAUCGUCUUCCUCCAGCGACCCUACUUUGUGCGCGCGCUGCAGGAAGAACCGAGGGACCCAACUCGAUCCCAGUAUGCUAAAUCCUACCUCGCUGCCGUCGAGCGAUGCAAUGUCAUCAUCCAGAUCACCGCGGGCAUAUACGAGCUGUACCCUGCCCUCGUCACACGCCACUGGUUCUUCUGGUAUCACAUGUUCACCGCUGCGGUCACUCUCGGCAGUAUGGUGCUGAAAUCGCCUCUCAACGCCCUGUCGUCAUUAGCUUGUCAACAGCUUGACGUGGCUGUAGCAACCUACGCCGGAGCAAUGCGCCACGCCCCGUCGUCUGAGCUGGCCCAGAGCCACAGGUGGCUUGUAAAGUUGAGGCAACGGGUCUGCAACAAGAUGGCCCAGGCGGCGGCUGCCUCUGUGGACGCCUCGCUCGGCUUGGGAGCUGGGGAUGUCGCAGCGAGUUCGGCAGCUGACGAAGACGACGAGCUUCUCGGGUGGCGUACACGCUUGAUUGAGCGGAACGCGACUGGCGUGCACCGUAUCAGUGUACGAAGCGUGGGCAGCGUCAGCAGCAUAAGCACGACCAGCCCACAAGUACCCUCCGUCGAAACGACCGGUGGGAGCCAAGAGGCCGAGUUUUCAACGGACCUGCUCCUCCAGCAGUUCUGGGAUCCGACAAUGCUCAACCUCCCUCCGGCAGAAGAGGCGGGUGCACCGAUGGUCAACUGGUGGAACUGGGACUUGAACUUUGAGGCGUUGGCAGACGACAUGCACGCACCGCGGCCGGCGUAG
Apiotrichum porosum is the source of this 2472-nucleotide messenger RNA. RefSeq lists its product as uncharacterized. The transcript is spliced from 10 exons. The record is from RefSeq and is a predicted model, not a curated record. NCBI's taxonomy places the organism in Eukaryota, Fungi, Basidiomycota, Tremellomycetes, Trichosporonales, Trichosporonaceae. The coding region runs from base 1 to 2472 and encodes 823 amino acids.